This is a messenger RNA of Paralichthys olivaceus (Japanese flounder), 5266 nucleotides long. It is a transcript of the gene ice1, whose product is annotated as KIAA0947-like (H. sapiens). The record is from RefSeq and is a predicted model, not a curated record. Lineage: Eukaryota; Metazoa; Chordata; Actinopteri; Pleuronectiformes; Paralichthyidae.
CUUCACCGGCAUUUCACGAAGCCGCCCCUGUUGGGUCCUCGCGCGGGGCCUUCGUCAACGUGGGUGACGCGAAAAUGCGAAGUUGUUUUGAAGCUGUGUGUAUUCAGCAGAACGGGGACAUGGUCGUUGAAUUGAAGAGGAAAAAAGAAGGAAGUUUGAGAAUAACGGAGGAACGUGAGUUACCAUGAUGCCCGGGGACAGUCAGUCUAAAACUGUGGCCAUAGCUGCGGACGCGACGGUGGGAAACUGUCAGAACUGCUCCGUUCUGAACCAGAGCCUGACCGAGUACGUGUCCUCCUUCCUGGCACUGAAGCAGAAGAUAACUGUCUCAGAUGACUCUAUCAGACUUCAACAGCAGCUGGAGGAGCUGCAGAUCAGAUUGGUUACACUGGAGAAAAAGACUGUUGAUUAUGAAUCUAUGCAAGCCGAGCUGGAAGAAAAGAAGUGUGCUCUGACGGCCUAUGGACAGCUUUCUGAAGAGAUGGAAAAACUGAAGCAUGAAAACAGCAAGACAGUAGCAGAGAACAAGAAGCUUGAAGGGCAGCUAAAGCAUGAGAAAGAACUGACCGAAACACAGUCCCUUGAGAAUGCACAGCUGAAGAGGGAAAAGGCAGAAGUAGAGAAUGAUCUAUUAAAAACACAGAUGUCUUUGAAGAAAUCUCAGGCACAAGCAGAUCAAGUUGAAAAGCUAACAGAGGAGAAUAUCAAGAUAACAAGCAUAAAGGGCAACCUUGAAAAUAACAUCAGAGUGCUUGAAGACUCAGUUUUCAAACAGAAUCAUCAGAUAUCCGAACUGACCAAAAAGAAGAUCCUGCUGGAGAGAAACAUUAAUGAUCUUCAGGCGAGACUGUUGAAACUUGAAAGAGAAAGGAUUAAAGACUAUAGGAGCACAUCAACUCAAGCAAGUCCCCAACAGGAGCAUAAAGUCGACAAAGAAAAAGUCCUGAUGCUGCUCGAGAAUUUGUGGGCAUGUGUGGAACCUCAACAGCAGCACACACACAAUCAGUUGCACUUAACUGGUGACACAUCAUUAAAGUCCUGCUCCAACUCCAAGCAGGUUGGACCCUCAACUCCACAACGCAGACUGAACUCUCAUCGGAGUUUCAUGUCUCAGUCCACCUCUGACAACGACGUGGGAUCUCACUGUCACACGAUGCAAACGAAAACCUCCUACACACAGUUAAAAACUUCUCCUCCUGCCCAGAAAACCAUCAAGCACCAAGUGUCUCCUCAGCGCUCAGGUGGCAAGAAGCAAAGAGACUCUCCUAAAAAGAGCAAGCGAUUAUCCAAGGAAAACAAAACUGAGGAGUCGUUGUCGGACAUAGGAAGCUCUGGAGUUUCUGUUGAGGAGAUCCUGGAGAUGUUUAAACCGAUGACUGCCUGCAUAUCACCAUUAUCAGACUCGGAUAAAGAGAUGGAGUCUAUGGAGACGGAUGACGGAGAAAGGGGAAACCAUCCCAGAACCUCUGAGGACCCCGCCCCUCUACAACAAGAAGCGUCCAUACUCACAACUUCAGUGUCCGACCACCGUCCAAACCUUUGUGCACCUCCAGUAGAAGAGAAUGGGGAUUUGCCAGUUGUCACAGAACCUGAAGUGGAACACAUUUCUGAUGAAAAUGACUCUAAAGAUUUGGGGCAGUUGAACAGUGUCACUGAAAUGAAGGAGAAAAUCAGUACGGAUGGUGAAGAAAUGGAUCUUCUAAAAGACGAGCAGACUGAGCAGGACGCAGCAACAGUGCAAACACAGUCAACGUUGUCAUCUUCUGUUUCUGCCACAUCACAUAAUACAGUUCUGGUGGAGUUUGUCUCGUCAGCAAGUGAAAGUCAACAACCAUCCUGCAGCAGAAGUCCCUGUCACAAUUUUACCACUGACAUCACUGAAACUGAAAGUGUUCCAGAAAAGGCAAAGGAAGAUCGGUCAGAGACUGUCACAGUGAUGGAUGUAGAUGUAGACGUUAGUGAUAGUCCCGGGGACAAAACAGUCGCUGCUGAUGCUGGAAAGUCACCCAGAGGAAAUGAUUGCACAGCAGCUCCAGGAGAUUCACAGCAAGGUGCUUCCUCAACAUUCACAGACUUUGUGAAGGACACUGAGGUUUCAUACACGGAUGAUCUCUUAGAGGUUGAACAAAAUCAUGAGGACUCUUGUUUUUUGACUCAGAGCCGUGAGGUGGCCUCUGUCGUAAAGACCCAGGAGAUUAAAUCUGCACCCGAAGAUGAUAACAUUUGUACGUCAGGCAGGAGUGACAGCUUCAGUAGUGUCUCAAAUGAGAAAGUUAAAGAGAAGCUUGAAAACAAUGGAUCCAUCAAACAUAUUGAGGUAGAACAUAGUAAUGAUGAACAAACAACCGAAAGAGUUGAUGAAAUUCUUCAUUCUUUCACUCAAUCACCUCAGAUAUGUUCACGGUUAAAGAUGGAAGAUGCAGACGAGGUUCAAACCGGCCAGAAUUCUGACAUAGUUAAUGUUGAAACUCCAGAAGAGAACUUUGAAAUAGAGACAUUGAACAAAGAAAUAACGUCCGAUCAUGAUUAUUCCCUUUCUGUGUCCGAAGAGACGUUGACUGUAGACUGUGAGUCUUUAAAGGAAAAUAGACAUUCUCUGUGCAGGCAGUUGAGUCCUACAUGUCUGAUACCCACUGUUAAACUGCAGGUUUUGAACACUCACUCAAACAUAGGAAAGUUGAGUGUGGAUGUUGAGCACGUUUCAGCAAACAACAAAGCUGUUCCCGAUUCAGAGGAGCAAGGUGUGAUUGAAACUGCUGUCGUCAAAGACGCCCCUCAGGACAGAAUCAUCACAAGGAGCACUACCUCGUUAAUACAGAGCGCAGCUGCCACGAAAAGGCAGAAUAAAGUUUUGGAGCCUUGUUCAAGAGCGCUUGAAAAACAAAGUCACCCGGCAGCAGCUAUAUCUACAGCUGCACAUCAACCACAGCAAUGCUUAGGCGAAGUUCGCUCUGAGAUGGGCCCCCCACUUCCUCCUCUCCUCACCCCUCUGAGCACACCCCCAAAAACAGGUAAAUCAAUCAGUCCCCGGCAGGCUAUUGGGAAACUCUUAUUUCCCUCACCCAUGGAUAGGCUGGCUUCUCCCACCACUCCUGUCCUGAGACACAGGACACCUAACAGUCGCCAUCUCAGGUCUUCAACCUCGAACAGUCCGCUCCCUUCAAAUGGAGUCCCUUCAUCGCCGCUUCAGUUCGGCUCUGCCACGCCAAAACACGCCGUGCCGGUCCCGGGUCGCCUGCCCGUGACAGCCAUGAACUCCUCCCCUUCCUCCUCCAGUCCGUCUCAGGAAAACUCCAUGAGAAUUCUCGACACCAUGUAUCCAGAGAUGUCCGCCCGCGCCAGAACUCUGAGCAUCCUCAGAGGGAACGUUAGUCUUAGCAGGUGCUCAUCGGAAAACGGGACGUUACCCACGACAUCUGACGGUCAGAUGUCCGGCUUCAAGACCAUCAACUCCACCUCGACGGCCUUCACCAAGACUGAGAUGAGAGGAGAAAAAAGACAGGCCACCAGUUUGCUUGAGCCCAAAAACAGUAAAUGUUGCAGGCUUGACAGCCACUCUCCCACCUCCAGUCUUCUGCAGGUGCCCUCCUGCUCAUCAAACAGUGGAGAAGAAACCACCUCACCCCAGAGUUUGAAGCUUGAACAGCUCAAAAAUCCACCUCAGUCCAUGGACAGUGAAGAAACUGCAGAGCAAAAUCCAUAUGAUGCUUUAAAGAAAAUUGAAAAACAGUGUUUUGAUGUAUUGCCUGUGAUCCAGAGCCAUAUCCACGUUGGUAACCUCCCCAAAAAACCUGUCUUGAGGGAUGAAGAAAAAGAGCUCAUCUCUGAGAUUUGCCACAGCAGCUUGCUCAAGGAGGAUGAUAUGAUUUCAGCCAUUCUGCACAAACUAAAAACUGAGAAGAGGGACCUCAGCACAAACUACAUGCAGGCUCUCUGUAGAGUCUACACAGGCAUCUGUAGACAGAAGAGAGACUGGGAGAUGGCCCACAUCCUGGCGUACAGCAUUCUCACAGAAGAUUUCCCAGAUUCUGCCAAGCUGAUUUUGUUCAUGGUGACAACAUGGCCCAGUCUUCUCUCACACAGCAGCUGUUUGUGCCAGGCCAUACACACUGUCACCAAACUGAAAGCACAAGAAGAGAUUCUCAGUUCACUUUCAGCAUUUCUCGGCUGGGAGAAGAAUCCUCCUUGUGAAAUCGACGAGCUGAUCUCCAGAGUGCUGUCUGAUAUCCGUUCAGGGUCAGAUGGGUCUUUCACCAAACACAGUCGGUUCGGCUGGGACCUGGGGACUCAGGCAUGGGAACAUGUCUUCACACUGCACCUCCUCUGUACUCACAAAAAGUGGAAGUGGACCUAUGAAAAUGUAUUAGGUAAAGAGUUGUGGCCAUUAAUGAACACAUGGGUCACACAGCCCAGAGAUCAACAAGCACCCAUUUCAGAUCUGUCUGUCGCCACUGUGCUCCGACUCAUAGGAUGCAUCUGCCAGCUGGGAAUGAAAGAGAAGUGUGUGUCCUCUGUGGUAACUGUCGCCAAUGUCAUCAACACGUUUGGUCGACAUGGACAGAAUGAAGGUGUGCCUUGGGAGGUCCAGCUAGCAGCAGUGUACUGCAUGUACGAACUGUCGCCCAGCAACCCAAAACAAGCCCUGGACGCCCUUGCAGAGUGGAGAGGAGAGACGACUCAGAGCGUCCCCCCUGCUGUCACUAGCUACAUUAACCAGUUAGCCUCCAUCUGCCGACAAGUCAAGAGCUGAAGGGGACACAUGUCAGAGAAAGUAAUGUGGACAUGCAUGUCUAUAGACGGGAGAAUGAAGACGCCACCAUACAUCUCUCUAUUCAUAUAACCUCCCUGACUGGCUGCCGGUGAUCGAGGUGUUUGGAUCCAUGAACAGUCACAUCUUAUAUUGAAAAGGCUUCCUAAACAUGUUCUGUUUCUGUCUUUUAUGAACACUUAGUAACUGCUCCAACUUUGUAGUAAAUGUUUCCUCAAUUUUUAAUGACACACAUAGAAUUUGGUUUUCAAGUUUUUUUUUAGCUGUCCACAACCUGUUCCAUAUAACUUCCUCCCUGUCUACUAUUCUCAGGUAAUGCUCUGAAAAUAUUGUAAAAUGUGUACAUUUGUAUUCUGACUCAACUGGGUGCUGCUGUAAAUCUUUCGACAUCCAUUGUUUUGUAAAUAUAAUGUGCUUUGUAGUAAUGAAAGUAAGAUGGUAAACAUUUUGUACAGUUAAAAGAUUCAGAGCUUAUUUAAGUCUUUUUUUUUUUUUUUC